AGGCAAUUUUCGGCUGCAGAGACGCUCUCUACUUCCACUGCACCCUUUCAGAGUUCAAUGUCCCACGGUGUAGGCCCUGGCCUCGCGGCUCAGCAGCAGCGCAUUGCGGACAUCAAAGCCGCGAUGAGGCGUGAGAAGGCGGUGCUUGGCAAGCCACUCUCUAAGCAGCCUUCUCUUUCCCCUUCACCCUCCAGUCCCAGUGCACGCUCACCUUCACCAAGUACCUCCUCUUCUUCCUCGGAGCCGGCGCUUUCUGCAGCACGAGCCCCGCUGACGUGGAGCCGUGUACAGGAGCGCAUGCGCAUGCUGCACGCGUGGGAUGCCAAGUGCACGGUGGAGGCGGCAGCAGUGCGACUGCUGGAGAGGGAGACUCAACAAGACAUGGAGGCCUCGAUGGGACGGAAGACGGCGUUGAUGGAGCAGCUGCACCAUCUCUGUCGCGAGGAGGUGCUGCUGAAGUCCUCCGAAUCUGCGCUGCAAGGCGAUUUGGCCGCUUUAUCGGAUGAGAGGGAAAAACUGGAAGUGCUGCGCACAGCAUCGGCGAAGCAGCUGCAAAGCACUGCCCACAGCAAUCUUCAGCGGCUUCAGCAGCUGGACGAUGCACGGCAGGGUUUUGAGCGACGUAAAGCUCUACGUGAAAAAGAACGGCAGGCUCUGAGAGAGGAGGUUGCCGAACUAGAUGGACGCGCAAUUGAUUUAGAGGCGAAGGUGGCUGCCACAGUCCAGCGCAUUGCCGAUCAUGAGCGCACGGCGCGUCUCGUUGAAGCGAAUCUGCACAACAGUGAGCGCUCCAGAGUGGAAACGCUGCAGCGUGAGGUGGGUCGCCUCAUGUCUCAAUUAGAGGUCGAGGAGAGCUGA
Molecule: messenger RNA, 858 nt
Organism: Leptomonas pyrrhocoris
Lineage: Eukaryota; Euglenozoa; Kinetoplastea; Trypanosomatida; Trypanosomatidae
Exons: 1
Coding region: 58-858 (266 amino acids)
Source: RefSeq, a predicted model, not a curated record